Messenger RNA from Ceutorhynchus assimilis (cabbage seed weevil), 8376 nucleotides. Lineage: Eukaryota; Metazoa; Arthropoda; Insecta; Coleoptera; Curculionidae. The record is from the annotation of a GenBank genome assembly.
CAGACAUCAUGGCUGUCAGUAUAAAUUUGUCCGUUCCAAGAUGAACUUUCCCUCUGUGAAAAUCGCUAAAAAAAGGGUGCUUUUGUGCAUUUUUCUAUUAAGAAGGGCGAUGCUCAACAGAAAACGUUACAGGAUGUUCAGGGGAAUAAACUGAGGAUCAUAAAUUUACACUUGGAUAGAUGCCCAAAUUUAGAAAUUCUCAAAAGGACCGGGAAGGAAAUAAAUAAUUACAAUGACGUCUAGUAGGUUAGACCGAUUAUUUGUCCUGCUCGAAUCGGGCAGUUCUUCAGUGACCAGAUCAGCUGCGGCCAAGCAGCUGGGCGAAGUGCAGCGUCUCCAUCCGCACGAACUGAACACUUUAUUGUCACGCACGGCUGCCUAUCUCAGAUCGAGCAGCUGGGACACUCGAAUCGCAGCUGGCGAAGCUGUCCGAGCCAUUGUCAGCAACGUGCCUCAGUGGAACCCCAGAGGCUUGCCGGACGACGAACAGGGCAGCCCUACGACCCCGAUUAUAUCAUCUGUGGGCCGUUUGAGAUUUGAUCAGUUUGAUAUGGCGAAGGUUCUGGCCAAUAGUUCACAUCUGAUGGCAUCAGAAGGUAAAGAGUUUGAUAAUGAAGAGGAUGCAGUUUCCAAUCUGGACGCCAAAGAACGUAUGGCCAAGCAGCGCCAGUUGCUGAACAGCAAGCUGGGACUGGAUGUUGCUAUUAAAAUCGGCUUGGACACUUCGGCUUUGUUUUCCAAUGAAGACUUGUUGAUUUCAACAAAUAAAACCGAAUCUAGUGGUUUGAUAAAGAUACCCGUAAGUGAUGUGAUAAUAUGCAGUGGAAACGACGGCGGUCUGAGCUGUCGCGAAAUGAACCGAGCCAGAAGGAAGGCGCGGCAGGCGGUCAACAAGCAACAACUGCAAAAGACGCUUUCAGAAGACAAUAAUGGCGGCGACGAGCCGGAAAGAAAGAAAAUCAAGAUCGAAAUCAAAGAAGAAACUUAUCACCAGGCAGAUCCGGAUGCCGCUAGUGGCGGCGAUUGGCCUCUGGAGUGGUUCUGCGAUCAGCUGGGGCAGGAUUUGUUCAAUUCCAGUUGGGAGAGAAGGCACGGAGCUGCUACCGCUCUGAGAGAGGUUCUGUCUGUGCAUGGUCGUGGGGCGGGGAGGGCUACAUAUUUACCUAGAAAACAGAUGGAACUCUAUCAUCAAAUAUGGCUCGAAGACAUGUCCAUAAGACUGUUAUGCGUCCUGGCUUUGGACAGGUUCGGCGAUUUCGUAUCUGACGCAGUCGUAGCCCCGGUGAGAGAAACAUGCGCGCAAGCGGUCUGCGCCCUCAUCAAACUCAUGACUUCGGAAAAUUGCCUGAAAGUCAUGAACACCCUCAUACAGCUUCUGAGCCAUCAAGACUGGGAGGCCAGACAUGGAGGUUUGCUGGGUUUGAAGUAUUUGUUGGCCGUCAGAGCCGACUUGAUUGAUGAAUUGUUACCCAAAGCGUUUCCUUACAUUUUGCAAGGGUUAGCAGAUGUUGUUGAUGACGUCAGCGCUGUUGCUGCCUCAGCUCUGAUACCGAUUGCUCCAAAAUUGACUGAACUGGUUCUUGGAUCUCUACCUCAGGUAAUAAAUAAGCUGUGGGACUUGCUUUCGGAACAAGACGAGCUCGCUGCCGCUUGCAACAGUUUCAUGGGCCUGCUAGCUGCCAUUUUGAAUUUACCUCAGGCGUCAGAGCUUUUGCUCUUGCCCAACCAUCCCCCUCUCAAUGAAGUGGUACCGCGAUUGUGGCCGUUUUUAUCGCACGGUACCUCUUCUGUGCGUAAAGCCACUCUGGCCACUUUACGCACGCUGACUGAACGACGACCCGCAGAUGGCGCUGAGAUUUUGUGGGACGCUCAACUGUUGCAGGACGCGAUGCGUCACAUCUUUCAGCGCGUGUUGGUGGAACCUUUAGCGGAAGUCCGCGAAGUGGCCGAACAAGUAUGGCAAAAUUUAAUUAAAAACUCCGGCCUGGUGGAAUUACUGCACGCUGCCUGUCCAUUCAUAACCAUCUGGAUCUUUCUCGCAAUGCAACCUGCCAAACAGCCUUUCGACGCCAACUUUUUCAUCCAAGCCAAAAGUCACAAGACCGACGCCAGCCCCCAUCACCACCAAAAAUAUUAUCUGGGCGGUACAGAAACUACUCCUUUGCGCACUCGCGAAGUAAACGCUGUCAAAGUGCGUUGCCAAACGGCCAGAAUGCUCGGCUUACUGUCCAGUUACAUUGUUCGUCCAGCUCCUGGACUGGAUUAUAGUAACGGAUUGGAGAAACCGAUAGAUUGCUACGAGAAAGUGCUGCUGGUGCAUUUGAAUACCAAGUCGGCCUUGCAGCGGCUUGUUACUGGUCUAGUUAUCGCCGAAUGGGCCGAGUUGAAUACGAGCGUAGUUUGUCCUGAAGGUUUGAAGGUACGUUUACACCAGUGCCAAGAAGAGUUGCUAUAUUUCGACGAAAUCGCUCACAGUUUUACGCGUCUGGCGCAAGAAACGAGAGAUUUUCUAGCUACGCUCCGUCACUAUAAAGUGCCUAUUGUAGACGUCAACGAAGAUCAGGCCCUCACUUUGCCUCUAAUUGAGCAACUGACUGGAGCCGCAACGGAAACAAUUUUGGUCAAUUUUAAGUUGAAGUCGAAAAUUUUGGAUGGUUUGCAGGAACGCAGACGAGCUAUACAGAGUGCAGUUGUUGUUACUGCUAACGAACAAAGAUCGCUGACUAUCAGUACCAAAGCAGCCUUGUCCGGAGCGAUGGUGAUGUUCAAAGCUUUACCAGAUAAACUCAACCCUGUGAUCAAGCCACUGAUGGAUUCAAUCAAGUACGAACCUGAAGAGAAUUUUCAGCAAAUCACUGCCCGGCAUUUAGCGAUUCUAUUGGACCAGUGUCGCCAAAGGCCGCCGCCCUGUCCCAACGACAAAAUCCUGACCAACUUGUGCGCGUUUUUGCGUUGCGAUCCGGAGUUUACGCCUCAAAUUUAUCUUGAUGUAGACCAUGGAAACCAUGAAGAGACAGCCUGGACAAAAGAUAAUUACAAUGGUAUUGUGACGUUGAUAAAUCAACAGCGGAUGGCAGAAAGGAGCAUUUUUAGACGAUCAAAUAGCACUGGUAGAGGCCCUGGUAGACCCCCAACCAACGAAGUAAACGCCGAGGACGUCCUCAAAGACGACGAACCACAAAAGUUGAACCGAAUUCAACGCAGGGGCGCCACCUACGCCUUGACCUCAAUCACUCGACAUUUCGGUGCCGAGCUGCCUCAAAAAAUCCCAAAAUUAUGGGACUUAAUUGUCGGUCAGCUGACACGCACAGUGGAUCCGAAUAAUUUUUCACCAGUUCACGACCACCAAAUGGCGCAGCAGCUGGUUUGGGACUUGCAAGUACUGGAAGUGACUGCUUCGAGUGUGCACCAGGAUUUGCUUGUCGAAUUAAUGGAUCGCGUCACUCUGGAGAGGCUGUGUGUUUUGCUGGCACAUCCGUAUCGUGCUGUUCGACAUCUGAGCGCUCGUUGUUUGGCCGUAUUUGCAAAGCUGGAUUCUGUCAAGGUGAUGGAGCUGGUAGUUGAGAAGAUCCUUCCAAAACUGGGAGCAACCGACUGUGAUACUGACCGUCAGGGAGCAGUCGAAGCUAUAGCCUGCAUAGUGGACACCCUUCAGUUCAACAUAAUUCCAUUCGUGGUGCUACUAGUUGUACCCCUUCUGGGCCGAAUGUCCGAUCAGAACGUCUCCGUACGACUUAUGGGAACUCACAGUUUCGCCACACUAGUGCAACUUAUGCCCCUAGAUGGCGGGGUGCCUGAACCUCCCGCUUUGAAGGACAGCGUCUUGAACAACGAGCGCAAUAGAGAAAGAGAAUUUUUGCAGCAACUGUUGUCCCCCUCUUCUAUAAGUGACUAUGUGGUGCCAGUUCCAAUCAGAGCCGAGUUGCGCAGUUAUCAGCAGGCCGGUGUUAAUUGGCUGGCGUUUUUGAACAAGUACAAACUGCACGGGAUUCUAUGUGACGACAUGGGCCUGGGAAAGACGUUGCAAAGUAUAUGCAUAUUGGCUGGUGAUCAUUUUGAUCGAGAGCAAAAGUACAAAAGGACGAAAUCGGCUGAUUGUUCUCCUUUGCCUUCGCUGGUUGUUUGUCCGCCGACUUUGACCGGCCACUGGGUGUACGAAGUGCAAAAGUUUGUUAACCAAAAGUACCUAAGGCCGUUGCAAUACAAUGGUAAUCCUGUGGAACGUGAAAAAUUGCGCACCAAAUUCAAAAAAUACCAAUUAAUUGUCGCCUCCUAUGACAUAGUGCGCAAAGACAAUCAAUUUUUUUCUGGAAUCAAAUGGAACUACGUCAUUCUCGACGAGGGCCACGUGAUUAAAAACGGUAAAACUAGAACCAGUUUGGCCAUCAAAACGCUGACGGCCAAUCACCGACUGAUACUUAGCGGCACCCCGAUACAAAAUAACGUUCUCGAAUUAUGGAGUCUGUUCGACUUUCUAAUGCCUGGCUUUUUGGGAACUGAAAGACAGUUUACUGCUCGCUACGCCCGACCGAUUCUGGCUAGCAGAGAUGCCAAAUGUUCGGCGAAAGAUCAGGAGGCAGGCGUUCUGGCCAUGGAAUCUCUGCACCGGCAAGUUUUACCGUUUUUGUUGCGCAGAAUGAAGGAGGACGUGUUGGACGACUUGCCACCCAAGAUUACUCAAGACUAUUAUUGUGAGCUGAGUCCGUUGCAGGAAAAACUUUAUGAGGACUUUUCUAAAUCGCAAGCGCAUCAAACUUUACAGGAUUCCAUCAGUACUGGAGCCACGGCCAGUUCGAUACAAGGCAACACGCACAUAUUCCAAGCGCUGCGCUACCUUCAAAACGUCUGCAACCAUCCGAAACUGGUGCUGAAUCCGUCCCAUCCCCAAUAUCAGCAAAUCCACACCCAGCUGCAGCAGACAAAUUCGAAACUGGACGAUAUUGCGCACUCGGCCAAGUUGCCCGCCCUCAAGCAAUUGCUUACCGACUGUGGAAUCGGGCUGGCGAUAGAAAACGGCGUCGAGAUAGCGAUCAAUCAGCAUCGGGCGCUCAUUUUCUGUCAGCUAAAAGCCAUGCUGGAUAUUAUCGAGAAUGAUUUGUUGAAAAAACACAUGCCGAAUGUGACUUAUUUAAGACUGGACGGGUCUGUGCCACCCGUAAUGCGACAUUCUGUGGUUACCAGGUUUAACAAUGAUCCCUCCAUAGACGUUCUCCUUCUGACCACCCAAGUGGGCGGGCUCGGUUUGAAUCUGACUGGAGCGGACACUGUGAUUUUCGUGGAACAUGACUGGAAUCCCAUGAAAGAUUUGCAAGCCAUGGAUCGAGCCCAUCGUAUUGGGCAGCGCAAAGUCGUCAACGUUUACCGGCUUAUUACUCGGUCUACUUUGGAAGAGAAAAUUAUGGGGUUACAAAAGUUCAAAGUCCAAACCGCCAACACUGUAAUAAGCGGGGAAAACAGUCAAAUGGAGUCGAUGGGCACCGAGCAACUGUUAGAUCUGUUUUCGAAUAAGCCGAAUAUCGAUGGCAACAUCAGUUCCGGUUCGGGAUCCGCAUCGGGUUCCAACAACGGAAUGAAGGCCAUUCUCGAAUCGUUGCCGGAACUAUGGGAGCAGAAACAGUACGAGGACGAGUAUGAUUUGUCACAGUUUAUGUCCAGACUACAGCAGUAGAAGGAUGUUUAAAAAGAGAAAACCGAAAGCAAUAAAAAUAUAGCAAGAAGUGACUUUUUUCGAUGAAUAACCAAAGACAUUUUUCGAUGUAUAGUAAUUUGUAAGCAUAUACUAUUAGCAUGACUUAAAAUAUUAUAUGUAUUUACUGUUGUCAUUAUUUUAAGUGAAUCAACUUUUACAUUUUUCCAUUUUCCUCACACAUACAGUUUUGCGACUGCCAAAAGAAUAGGACUGAAAUAUGUCAAAAAAAAUUGCAAUUUUUCGUUGUGUUAUUUAGGGCCAUAUUCUCCGUAGUUCAUAAAGAUUGGCUUACUGGAAAAACUCGGCUUUGUCACACAAAAAGCCAAGUGUUUCCAUUAAGCCAGGCUUUAUGGACUACCCUUAAUUAUCAAUCAAAAGUAAAACUCGAUUAAUUCUUUCAUUUUAAAUUGCAAAAGAUCACAAAACUGUAUUUCAUUAAUUUAUUAACAUGUUCAUUUUUUUAGCUUGUAAGUGCAGAAUAUUUUUUGAGAUAAAAAUAGCUAUUUAUGCAACAAGUGUGUAAAGUAAAUCUCAUGUAAUUGUCGCACGAGUCAAAAUUUACAUUAAUGAAAAAAGGUGCUUUACACACAUAUUGCAUAGACAUUUUUUUCCACUACCAAUAAAAUAUUUAAAAAAAAAUAAAUUUGGACAAAUACACUUUACACACUACUCACUAGUGUGUUAAGUAUUUUCAUUCUACGCACUAAUGCGUUUAAUGAGUACUUUAUGCACGGAAGUGGUUUCUAUUAAUCUACAAAAAUAUUGAAACUCCAGAUUUAGUUUUUUUCGAGAUACAAACACAAUUUUCCUAUUUGUACUUAGAUUGAAACACAUUUGAAUGAUUUUUGUGUAGUUACCGCCCAAGUAAAUUUUAGUUACUAUAGGUUAUCUUUGUUCUUUCUAUGUUAAUCCUAUAAUUAAAAUAAAUUACUACAAUUUUCUUUUUAAAAACAUUUUAUUUCACACACCUUUUAUGGUUGAGAAAAGUCCCCGGACAAGUCCGAUCGUACCAGGGUCCUGGAGACUUUGCUCUGUUCCAGCAUCUCAGAUGAUUUAGGUGUGAAGAAAAUACGGGAACAGCAAUAAACCUUGGAGAUGCUUCUUCUUUACGAGACGAAUCUUUUUUUGUUCUAAGCAAGAGGGAAAGUGACAAGAGACCAAUAAUUCAUGAGAACCCUGUGGCUGAGCAAUUUAUACAACUCGUAUACAACCAUUUCAAGGUGUUUCAUGAAGAUCAAAAUCCCAUAACUGAGACAGCUAAGGUUUUGAAACUAAGUGAGACCACUGUCUAUAAAUAUAAGGAUGGUUCAGUUGAGGAGUCUGAAAUUACCCCUGUCACGCGGAAGCGUAAGAAGUUGCAGACAACUGAUUCAAGUGGAAGCGUCAAACAGACUAUUCGAUUAGAGAUAUACAAAAUGUAUACAGAGAGUCAACACAAAUUAAGAUGCUGCUAGGAUUUCUUUCAUUCCAUAAUUUAAUUUUUUAGAAUUGUUUUCUUUGCUUUUCAAUAAAGGUACCUGAGUUAUUGGAGUCUUUCAUAAGGAUAAGUAUUCAUAUUCCCCUCUUUGACGUACCUACACAGUUUGGGUUCAGAUAUUUGCAGAGCUUCUGUAACUUCUACUGCAUGCUUUAUCCUGUGUGUUGGGUUUAUUGUUUUUCAGAUGUUUAGCAUUUUGUGUUGUCAUAUUUUCUAGUGGACCUGGGUACCUCUAAACAUGGUAUCACUAUUUAAACUUCCUAUUUAAUGUAUCAUCUAAUAUUAUGCUUGUAUAAAUUAUUUAGAGGGGCAAUGUCCCAUUUGUCGCCCACCUCUUACUGUUAUUCUUCCUUUUUUAUAUUAUUUAGCAGUUUUUGGUAAAAAACCCAUUACUACACAAGUAAUUGAUUAAUAAUUAAUAGUUAAAUUUAAUUAUGCACGUCCACUUGUGUCAGUUGUCUCUUGUGUGUGAUGUUUGUACCUGCGACGAAGCAGCACUGGUUAUGACUUAAGGCCGGAAGCACUCGGCGGAUUUUCUUAAUAAAUUAUUACACAGAAUGCAUACUCCUCUCUUCUUCAAUUAUCACUCAAACUAGACUGGGUAAUUUUAGUUCAUUUUUGGGUAGUAGUCUUUUUGUUAUAGGGACUGGUGUUAAAUAGUAAUACUAAGUUACUUUGUUCAAUUACCUUUAAGAGUUACGUUAUAAUGGUGUCACCAGCAAAUUCCAUAAGAAUACACUCGGUGUCAUUAUUGACGAAAGUCUCAAAGCUAAUUGAACAAGAUAUACUAACUAAAAUCAGUAAUAUUUGCUGUUGCUACAGUACUACAAUAUUUAAACAAGCAUUUUUCGUUUUUAGAAUUGCAUAUGUUACCCUUAAGACUGUAAGUGAUAGGCUGAAAAAAAGUGAAAUUUAUUACGGUUCCCAGUCAAGUUUAGGCAGGGUUUUGCUCACGUUAGGAUUUACCUUUAGAAAGGAUGAUCCAAGAAGAGCCCUCAUGGAAAAGCCUGAUGUAAGCCACAUGAGAAGAGUUUUUGGGUAGAAAUUUUAGUACUGUAUAAUUUUAUUACUGGAAAAUUUGAGUAGAAAUUUUAGUACUGUAUAAUUUUAUUAAUGGAAAAUUUGAGUAGAAAUUUUAGUACUGUAUAUUAUUAUUGGAAAAAAUUUGGGUUCAUUUAUUUAAAAUUAAAUAUGUAUAAUAUGUGUGGAA